CAGAUCCGUUAGUUAAUGGCGGCCUCUUCUACCAAUCGUCGAUCAGAAGUCUGUUCCUGCCGCCCAAUAGUGGUACGCUGGAGGGUGGGUCUAGCAGUUGCGCAGUUACAGAGUGCUCUGGCGCUCCUCAUUGGCUGGAUCAAACCCAAGCGAGCCGCUGAUUGGCUGGUGCCGCCGGAGGGUUACAAUUCAAACGCGGGCGGGCGGGCCCCCAGCCCUGCAGUUGCAGUUGUGCUCUCCGAGUUCCUGUCUCCCUGCCUGCGCCGCCCGGAUGGCUUCCCAGAACCGCGACCCAGCCGCCGCCAGCGUCGCCGCCGCCCGCAAAGGAGCCGAGCCCAGCGGGGGCGCUGCCCGGGGCCCCGUGGGCAAGAGAUGUCUGGUGACAAAGGAAUUUCUGCCUUCCCUGAAUCCGACAACCUUUUCAAAUGGGUGGGGACCAUCCAUGGAGCAGCUGGCACAGUAUACGAGGACCUGAGGUAUAAACUCUCCCUGGAGUUCCCCAGUGGCUACCCUUACAAUGCGCCCACGGUCAAGUUCCUCACGCCCUGCUACCACCCCAACGUGGACACCCAGGGUAACAUCUGCUUGGACAUCCUGAAGGACAAGUGGUCUGCCUUGUAUGAUGUCAGGACCAUCCUGCUGUCCAUCCAGAGCCUGCUAGGAGAACCUAACAUCGAUAGCCCUUUGAACACACAUGCUGCUGAGCUCUGGAAAAACCCCACAGCAUUCAAGAAGUAUCUGCAAGAAACCUACUCAAAGCAGGUCUCCAGCCAAGAACCCUGACUGUCUAGCCUCUUUCCUUGUAUUGUCUUUUUAUUUUCUCCUUAGAUGGUCUGUCCUUUCCUUCAUUUCUGCCUAGGACUCUGUAUCUUAAACUGUGGUGUUAUUUUUGUUUUGUUUCUGUUUUUUAAAUUAAGUGUCUGGUUGAGCCCUUGUGAUGAAUAUAUUAAAUAAAUACAUUGGUUGG
This is a messenger RNA of Acinonyx jubatus (cheetah), 967 nucleotides long. It is a transcript of the gene UBE2C, whose product is annotated as ubiquitin conjugating enzyme E2 C. The coding region runs from base 16 to 783 and encodes 255 amino acids. The record is from RefSeq and is a predicted model, not a curated record. The transcript has 5 exons. NCBI's taxonomy places the organism in Eukaryota, Metazoa, Chordata, Mammalia, Carnivora, Felidae.